UAAUACAAAGUAUCCAAGCAAUUAGCUUUUUCGUUUUGAGGACAAAUACUUGGCUUGCAAAUUGGGUGGUGUUUGGUUGCAAGGGUAAGUGGAAAAAUGAAGAAAUCACCAUUGCCGUUGCAAAAUGCAUGUGGCGGUAGUAAGAAUCAGAGUCUGGGAAAGGAAGCUUUGGUGAAGCUAUUGAGGUGGCAUUUUGGGCAUCCUGAAUUUAGAGGCAAGCAAUUGGACGCCAUUGAAGCUGUCUUAUCAGGAAGAGAUUGCUUUUGUCUGAUGCCAACUGGUGGCGGGAAGUCAAUGUGUUAUCAGAUACCGGCCCUCGCCAAGAAAACUGGAAUUGUGCUUGUUGUUUGUCCUUUAAUAGCUUUGAUGGAAAACCAGGUGAUGGCAUUGAAGGAGAAAGGAAUUGCUGCUGAGUAUCUCUCCUCGACUCAGGCAGCCCAAACCAAAAAUAAGAUCCAUGAAGACCUUGAUUCUGGAAAACCAUCUCUGAGGCUACUUUAUGUGACUCCAGAACUGAUUGCCACACCCGGAUUUAUGACAAAGCUGAGAAAGAUUCACACGAGAGGGUUGCUAAAUCUCGUUGCCAUAGAUGAGGCACACUGCAUCUCUUCAUGGGGCCACGAUUUCAGGCCUAGCUACCGAAAGCUGUCAACUUUAAGGAGCCACCUCCCAGGUGUACCAAUAUUGGCUUUAACAGCUACAGCCGUUCCUAAAGUUCAGAAGGAUGUGAUAGAGUCCUUAUGUCUUCAGCACCCGUUAAUCCUAAAAUCUUCUUUCAAUCGUCCUAAUAUACAUUAUGAAGUUCGAUACAAAGAUCUUUUAGAUGAUGUCUACGCUGAUUUGUGUGAUGUGCUAAAAUCUAGUGGAGAUGUCUGUGCAAUUGUUUACUGCCUUGAACGUACAAUGUGUGAUGACUUGUCUGCUCAUCUAUCAAAAAAUGGAAUUUCAUGUGCUGCUUAUCAUGCAGGGUUGAAUGAUAAACUACGGAGCUCUGUCUUAGAUAAUUGGAUUUCUUCUAAGAUACAAGUUGUUGUGGCAACGGUGGCUUUUGGGUAUGAUUGUAUAUAUAACUUAAACAUUUUUUCUUCUUGCCUUUUGCGAAAAAUUUUUAUCUUAUUGCCCCCAGCUCAUGAUUGGGAUUGUGAUGUCCUUGCCUCUUUUCUUUCUAUAUUUGUGCUUGGAGCUUGUUCUGGUGCAUGCACAGUAAUUGAGCUAUUGGUGUCCCUUCAGGAUGAUAGAAAAGAUGUCAGAAUUGUUUGCCAUUUUAAUAUUCCCAAGUCAAUGGAAGCCUUCUACCAAGAGUCGGGUAGAGCUGGUCGUGAUCAACUACUCUCCAGAAGCCUGUUAUACUAUGGAAUCGAUGAUUGCAAAAGAAUGAAAUUUAUUCUAAGCAAUGCUGAUAACAAGAAGUCAAAGGCCUCAAACUCACAGGAAGAGUUGUCAAAUAAAACCCUGACCGACUUCCAGCAGAUGGUCGAGUAUUGUGAGGGUUCUGGAUGCCGUAGGAGAAAAAUUCUUGAGACUUUUGGUGAAAAGGUAUCUGCAUCACUAUGUGGAAAAACAUGUGAUGCCUGCAAACAUCCAAACUUAGUGGCCAAGUAUUUGGAGGAGCUUGCAAAUACUUGUAUCGUCCGGCAAAAGUUUGGUUCAUCUCGAAUUUUUAUGAGCAGCUCCUCAGAUAUGAUUAAUGAAGAUGGAACCUCUGAAUUCUGGAAUCGUGAUGAUGAAGAAAGUUGUUCUGAGGACGACAUAUCUGAUUCUGAUGAUGGUCUUGCAGUCAAGAACCUUGCCAGGUCAAAGUUGCCAAAAAAGGUGGGAAUCAGUGAAAAAAUUGAGUGCUUGCAGCGUUUAGAAGAAAGAUAUUACCCGGAUAAAUCUUCUGAUAAGCAGAUAAAUAAACCAGAGAAGAAUGCUAUAUCUGAUACGCUGAGGGAAGCAAGCAAGCAAAGAUUACAAAAUGCUCUAAAGCAGGCUCAGCAGCGGCUUGGUAACUUAAAGAUUGAAGUGGAAAAAUCAGCCUCUUUUCUCGAAAACGAGUGUUACAACAAAUAUGGGAAAACUGGGAAAUCUUUUUAUUAUUCUCAAGUGGCAAGUACAGUGAGGUGGCUAUCAUCUGCAGAUUAUACUGGCUUAACUAAUCGCCUUGGCACCGUUAACAGUUCCCUAUCAGACGAUGCUCUGCCUGAAACAGAACCUCCUGCAGCACGAUCACCUUUGGUGGAGGGACCAACAGAAAUUACCAGCAGUGAUUUCCAUGAUAGUGUUAGAUCAGAAACUUCUGUAGCUGUGUCACCAACGGAAAUUGCUUCCCCAAGUAUAAGGCUGCCACCAAUUCCGUCCUUCUCACAGUUUAUCAACACCAGAAAGACAAAAGACAACAGAUCAAGUGCAUCAGAAAAGAAAUCACCAAAUGGAGUUCAGAAGAACCUAGAGAAAAGAAUGAGGUUGCAGUAGGUUGAAUAUCUUGGUUCUUUUAUUUUAUAAUUUUUGAGGAAACUAGGCAUACAGAUACUUCGCAAUUUCUUCUCGUUGUCAAUAGCUGAUCUUCAGCAGUUAUUUCCGUGUAGUGUUCAAAACCCAGCUAUAAAAUCUAACAUGUGGAAGAGGCAUGUAUAUCCGGUUAUGGUUAUUUAGAUUCUAUCACAAAAAAUCACAAAUUCGAUUUACCGU
Messenger RNA from Prunus persica (peach), 2670 nucleotides. RefSeq names its product ATP-dependent DNA helicase Q-like 3. The coding region runs from base 97 to 2454 and encodes 785 amino acids. Gene Ontology annotation, molecular function: 3'-5' DNA helicase activity; nucleic acid binding; four-way junction helicase activity. Gene Ontology annotation, cellular component: cytoplasm; chromosome. Gene Ontology annotation, biological process: double-strand break repair via homologous recombination. The transcript is spliced from 18 exons. The record is from RefSeq and is a predicted model, not a curated record. Lineage: Eukaryota; Viridiplantae; Streptophyta; Magnoliopsida; Rosales; Rosaceae.